CGUUACCCAACACUGCACAUAAUCUUCGCAACAACAAAGAAAUCCAGGGCUAAUUUAUAAAACGCCGAAUAAUUGCCUGCUUCUAAGGAAAUUUACAAUGCAACACACACUAAGACGUUGCCUGGGCAUGGCUCAAACGCCCCUGCUGCGCCUGUAUCCUAGUCCCAUCGCCGUCGCAACGAGAAGAUCAUUCGCUUCAGUGCCGCAAGAGGAAAACAAAAAGGAACAGGAGGCGAGGUCCAACCGUAAUCAUUUGCCGCGCCUUAUGGACUUCCCAGAGGUUGUGUGGCCCUCGGCGUUGAACACUAUCAAGAAUUGGAUCACCAUCCAGUUCAUCAUCCGGCCCUACUUCGACAGCGAGUUCCAGCUGAAGGAUUUCAUUUUCGGCGCCAAGCAGGCAUUGCAGGUUGUGUCCUCCAAACUGAUGGGCGGUGAACUGGACUCCUUGGAUAACUUGGUGUCGGCCGAUGCCAUUGCGGAACUGAAGCCCGUGAUACAGAAACUGUCGAUGUCGCAACGCCGGCAGCUGGAGAUCAAGGAGAGUGACAUCUACCUCUCGUUUCCCUACCAGGUGGGCAUCAUGUUCGACGAGGCCAACGACAAGCUGCAGAAGCGCUUUGUUGAGGUCACGAUGGUCUUUCAUGUGAUGCGGGGCCUGUCCGAGAUGCGAGAGCGCGGCGAGGAGAUACCCUGGAACAUGGGAACUCUGCCAGAGUAUCAGGAUAAAGUCUUCAUUUGCAACUAUCGCUUCAUCAAGGAAUUCACUGCCGGCCAACAGUCGGACUGGACGAUCAAUGUGGCGAAUCACUUCAGGGCGAUUGAUCUGAUCACCGAAACGAAAUAACAAAAGCCCCAGCCACAGUGCAGCUUCUUUUGUUCGUUAAGCCCUAGUUGAUAUUUGUUAGCUCAUCCGCAUCCCCCUUCCACCACGUUGCAAACACGUUGCAAUAAAAGUUUUGUUUUGCCGCAUUUAAGGUAUA
This is a messenger RNA of Drosophila subobscura, 980 nucleotides long. Its product is annotated as m-AAA protease-interacting protein 1, mitochondrial. Gene Ontology annotation, cellular component: mitochondrial inner membrane. Lineage: Eukaryota; Metazoa; Arthropoda; Insecta; Diptera; Drosophilidae. Bases 98 to 844 code for a protein of 248 amino acids. Gene Ontology annotation, biological process: inner mitochondrial membrane organization; protein insertion into mitochondrial inner membrane from matrix. Gene Ontology annotation, molecular function: ribosome binding. The transcript is spliced from 3 exons. The record is from RefSeq and is a predicted model, not a curated record.